CUCAAACGUUCUCGAGAAACCGAACGCGCCGAUGCAGAGAAGCGAGGCAUCGUGGCCAUCCCUGGGAAAGCGCGCAAACUCGCAGACGCGAUCACACCGGUCGGAACAUGUCCAGAUAUGUGCCCUGAAUUCGAGAGGGUUGAAAGAGCAGUACAAAACGCCGUUUGGGGUGAAGAAAAGGUGGGCAUGGGCAUAAUCGCAAGAGGGAGGCAUAUGACUCUGCCCAUCGAGACUCGCAUGGUCAAAACAUUCAAACGAUCUGAUGCCGGAAAGGGGGAGCAACUACCUUCGGACCUAAGACCUCCAGCUGUGCUUAAGCAGACCUGCGACUAUCUUUUCAACGACUUGCUGGCCAAUGCAACGAGUCUCGGACAGGUACAUCAUUUUCUUUGGGACCGGACAAGGGCAGUUCGCAAUGACUUCUCGAUCCAGCAGGUCACAAAAGUGGAGGAUGUACGCCUUGCAGUGGAGUGUUACGAGCGAAUGGCUCGCUUUCACAUCGCGUCGCUUCACCACUGCGCCACGGCUGAGCCUUAUGAAGGGUACAGUGCCCCACAGGAGCGAGAGCAACUGGACAAGACGCUGCUAUCUCUCAUGCAGUAUUACGAUGACAAUCGACAUCGCCUUGAGCUUCCGAAUGAGCCCGAAUUCCGCGCUUACUGCAUACUUUUCCAACUGCGAGCACCGGAGCCCAAUCUGGAGGAUCGAGUGCAAAGCUGGCCGCGGAAUCUCGCUCAGGAUCCUCGAGUGCAGAUCGCUUUGAAACUUUACGCCGCUGCGUGCAGUACGGAGCGCAGAGGGCCUUUUAAGAACUACCCGACAGCACCGGUCAUUGCCCGCCAAGAUUGGGAGCUAUUUUGGAAACUGAUUGGCUCCAGUCAAGUGUCGUUCUUGAUGGCAUGCGUUGCAGAGAUGCAUUUCGGCUCCGUACGGGACAUGGUGUUGAAGAGUAUUGUGCGGACGUCACGGGUUGGAAAGACCGUCAAUGGGAAGACGAGCGGGAGCACGGAUUGGACUAUGGAGGAGUUGUGGGAUCUUUUCAACUUUGACGAGGAAGACCAGCUGGUGGCCUUUUGUGAGCAAUAUGGACUGCAAUUUCAAAACCGUGAGGACGAUGGGAAAGCGUAUCUGGAACUAGGCUCA
Messenger RNA from Zymoseptoria tritici IPO323, 1143 nucleotides. RefSeq lists its product as uncharacterized. Gene Ontology annotation, biological process: mRNA export from nucleus. The transcript has 2 exons. NCBI's taxonomy places the organism in Eukaryota, Fungi, Ascomycota, Dothideomycetes, Mycosphaerellales, Mycosphaerellaceae. The record is from RefSeq and is a predicted model, not a curated record. Gene Ontology annotation, cellular component: nucleus; transcription export complex 2; cytoplasm. The annotation marks the transcript as partial.